Messenger RNA from Thamnophis sirtalis, 6347 nucleotides. The record is from RefSeq and is a predicted model, not a curated record. Lineage: Eukaryota; Metazoa; Chordata; Lepidosauria; Squamata; Natricidae.
GUUUCUGAUCAGACUGGGAAUUCUUUCUCUUUUUCCCAAUUGUGGAUUGGAGCAAAGUUGUUCAGGAUCACCUUGUGGAUUUCUUUAAUUCUCCUGAAUCCAUGCUAUGGAUAAGAGUGAUUACACUACGUUUCACAGUGGGCAGGAUUGUCAAAGUUCUUUAAUACUUGUAAGGAUGGCACUGCAAAUGUAUUAACCCUGGACAUGUGAAUCUGGGCUUUGCUUCAGGAAUAAUUUUGAUUCUGUUGACCAAUAAUGACUAUCAGUAAACAAAUUAAUGGCAGACCUUGAAGUAUAUAAAAACCUUAGCCCAGAAAAAGUUGAAAGAUGUAUGAGUGUUAUGCAAUCUGGGACUCAGAUGAUUAAACUGAAGCAUGGAGCCAAAGGGUUAGUGCGUCUUUUUUAUCUUGAUGAGCACAGGACGUGCAUCAGAUGGAGGCCAUCUAGGAAAAGUGAAAAGGCAAAAAUCAUAAUUGAUUCUAUCUACAAAGUCACUGAAGGGCGGCAAUCAGAAAUAUUCCAUCGCCAUGCAGAGGGCAAUUUUGACCCAAGCUGCUGCUUUACAAUUUACCAUGGCAAUCAUAUGGAAUCAUUGGAUCUGAUAACUUCUAACUCGGAGGAAGCCCGUACCUGGAUCACUGGGCUGAAAUAUUUGAUGGCUGGGAUAAGUGAUGAGGACUCUCUUGCUAAAAGACAGAGGACACACGAUCAUUGGGUGAAGCAGACCUUUCAGGAAGCUGAUAAGAAUGGGGAUGGUUUGCUGAAUAUUGAGGAAAUUCAUCAGUUGAUGCAUAAACUGAAUGUCAACCUGCCCAGAAGAAAAGUAAGACAAAUGUUUCAGGAGGCCGACACAGAUGAGAACCAGGGAACUUUAAACUUUGAAGAGUUUUCUGUGUUUUAUAAGAUGAUGUCAUUACGGCGUGACCUAUACUUGCUGCUCUUGAGCUAUAGUGAUAAGAAAGACCACCUCACUGUUGAAGAUUUUACUCAGUUUUUGAAGAUAGAACAGAAGAUGAAUAAUGUGACAACAGAGUAUUGUUUAGACAUCAUAAGAAAAUUCGAGGUUUCAGAAGAAAACAAGAACCAGAAUGUCCUGGGAAUAGAAGGCUUCACCAAUUUUAUGUGCAGUCCGGCCUGUGAUGUGUUCAAUCCACUGCACAGCGAGGUACAUCAGGAUAUGGAGCAACCUCUUUGCAACUAUUUUAUUGCUUCUUCCCACAACACAUAUCUAACUGGAGACCAGCUUCUGUCUCAGUCUAAAGUAGAGAUGUAUGCCCGAGUCUUACAAGAUGGCUGCCGAUGUCUUGAAGUUGAUUGCUGGGAUGGCCCAGAUGGAGAACCAGUUGUGCAUCAUGGUUACACCCUUACUUCCAAAAUACCUUUUAAAGAUGUAAUAGAUGUAAUAAACAAAAAUGCCUUUACUAAGAAUGAGUUUCCGAUUAUAUUGUCUAUUGAAAAUCACUGUAAUGUUGAGCAGCAAAAGAAAAUUGCCCAGUACCUCAAGGAGAUUUUUGGUGACAAGCUAGAUUUGACUUCUGUGAACAUCGGGGAUCUCAAGCAACUUCCAAGUCCUCAGAGUUUGAAGGGCAAAAUCCUAGUCAAGGGUAAAAAACUCCCAUAUAGUCUUGGUGCAGAUGCUGAAGAAGGAGAGGUUUCUGAUGAAGACAGCGCUGAUGAAAUUGAAGAUGACUGCAAGUUAAAUUUUUCUUAUAGCAAUGGCACAACAGACCAUCAGAUAGAGUCUUUUAUAAGAAAAAAACUUGAAUCCUUACUCAAAGAGUCUCAAAUCAGAGACAAAGAAGACACUGAUAGCUUCACUGUAAGGGCCCUUUUAAAAGCAACGCAUGAGGGCUUAAAUGUGAACUUUAAACCGCAUUCAGGUUUGAAGGACAAAAAAUCCCACAAUAAACUCAUGGGCACCUUUGGUAAACAUAAGAAGGCAGCUAAAUCAAAGUCCAAAUCUCACUGCGGAUCUGAUGAUGAAGACUCUCAACAAAAUGUGUCUGGAAAAGAAUCUGGACAAUUAUACAGCCGGUUGGCUCGGCGGAGGAAAACGAUGAAGCUGUGCCGUGACCUUUCUGAUCUAGUGGUGUACACAAACUCUGUGGCAGCUCAAGACAUAAUUGAUGAUGGAUCAGUGGGGAAUGUAUUAUCCUUCAGUGAGACAAGAGCUCAUCAGGUAAUCCAGCAGAAAUCAGAGCAGUUCCUCCUUUAUAACCAGCAGCAGCUCACCAGAGUCUAUCCAUCUGCCUACCGGAUUGACUCUAGCAACUUUAACCCUGUACCAUAUUGGAAUGUUGGAUGCCAGCUUGUGGCAUUAAAUUACCAGUCUGAAGGGCGGAUGAUGCAGUUAAACCAAGCCAAGUUCAGGAUGAAUGGCAACUGUGGCUACAUCCUGAAACCGCAACAGAUGUGCAAAGGCACUUUCAAUCCAUAUUCUGGAGAUCCUCUUCCUGCUUUCCCUAAAAAGCAACUUAUACUCAAAAUCAUCAGUGGUCAACAACUACCAAAACCCCCAGAUUCCAUGUUAGGAGACAGAGGAGAGCAGAUAAUCGAUCCAUUUGUUGAAGUUGAAAUUAUUGGGUUACCAGCUGAUUGUUGCAAAGACCAGACCAGAGUUGUAGACGAUAAUGGAUUCAACCCUGUUUGGGAAGAAACCCUGACUUUCACUAUCCACAUGCCUGAAAUAGCUUUGGUCCGAUUUCUAGUUUGGGAUCAUGACCCCAUUGGCCGAGAUUUUGUGGGGCAAAGAACUGUGGCUUUUAGCAGCUUGAUGCCUGGUUAUCGUCAUGUUUACUUAGAAGGACUGACUGAAGCAUCAAUUUUUGUUCAUGUAACCAUCAAUGAAAUUUUUGGAAAGUGGAGUCCUUUAAUCCUCAAUCCCAGUUAUACUAUCAUGCAUUUUCUAGGAGCCACAAAGAACAAGCAACUAAUAGGACUCCGAGGGCUUUUUAAUAGGAACUCCAAACAUAAUUCAGUGGAAAACAGCACUAAUUAUAUCCGAAAAAGGUCACUCGGGGACCGAAUCCUUCGACGCACAGCCAGCGCUCCAGCAAAGGCCAGGAAAAAAAACAAAAUGUGCUUUCAAGAGACCACUGACCUUAAGGAAAGUGUAUCUGAUAUGCUGGACUUGAAAGAGAAGGAAGGUGGUUUCAGGCAAACAAGCAGAAGUUUACAAUUGCGCCCCAUCUCCAUGCCAGUUGGAAAAUAUCUCCUGGCAGGAUUGCCACCACCAGACCAGGAUGCUAGCAGAGUUGUUGAAGUUAUCAAAAGUGAAAGUACAUCUGCAGAAAGCAGAAACGAUGCAAGUUUGGAUUGUACAAAUGCGAAGAAAACCAUCACCUCUUCUGAGAAAAAUCCACCUUUUACAUACCUCCUUAAGAAAGAUGUAGCCAAGUCUGGUACAUGUGAUACCCUUUGUCCUGAUGAAAAAGGAGAAAGCCUAAACUUUGCAAUUGGGAUAGCUGAAACCUAUUUCUCCACUGAGUAUUGGAAAAGUAAUCUUCCCAAUGAAUUUGUUCAUGUAAAGGAAGACCUUGAAAGAAAAAAACAGGAAGACAUAGGCCGCAUGGAUCGAAAGACAUUGGAGAAAACUGAACUUUGCAAAGAAAGGCGGAAAAUAGCAGAUGAAAAAGCUAAUAUGGAAUCCCUACCAAUAUUAACUACAACAAUAACUAAUGUGUGUAGCUUUAAUGGUACACCAGCUAUCCCAGAUAGUGACAUUUCUUGUCUGAUUAAUGAGGUUUCUCUAGCUGGCGAGAGAGAAAGGGAUAACUCUAUCUCAAAGCUGAUAGAACAAGUUGAUGUCACAAGUGACCAAACUGACUUAACUCUUGUUUCAAGUCCCUCUGAUAUUAAUAAAGAGAAAAAUAAUCUAAAGUCCCUACAUCUGGCACCAUGUACAUCAUUGGAUGAACCAAGCAUCAUUUUGGAUGAUAAGUCCUUAAACUUAAAAUCAGCUGGAUCAGCUUGUUCAACUGGUCCAAGAACAGAAAAUACCAUAAUAUCCACUCCUAAGACAACAGGGUGUUCUGUGUACACAAUUAUUCAUGAGGCUUCUCUUUCUCCAGUUUCUCAGUCUGCAUUCACGGAUAGAUCUGUUUGCAAAGAUACAGCCAAGGAUGCAGAAGACAGUUGCUUAAAUCAGGGUGCUAAACACACUUCCUGUAUUUCACCCAUCCCCAUGCAGAAAGCAAACCCUAAAAAAAAAUGUGGAACAAGCUGGGAAUUUCUCGGCAAUAGCAACUCCUAUACUUCUGACAUACAGAAUACCAUAGUUGUCCCAGUCACUUGUGCAAAUUCUACAGGUAGUAGCCUAAUGGAAAUCGAUGGGGAAUUACAAGACCUCUUGAUAACUGCUUUUGAAUAUAAAAUAGAAGAUAUGAGCCAAGUUGCAUCUCCUCUGAAACUUAAGCAUAGUCAGGAUACACUAUACUAUAACAAAACUAUAUGUGAACCCCCAAAGAGCAUGGACUUUCCCAGUGAAAACCUAGCUGAAGAUUUAAAGUUCAACAAUGAUAAGAACCAGUAUUUUCCAUACCCACGUCAGCAGAGGUUUGAACUUUUGUACAAUAAUUGCUUGCAAAUUUCAGAUGCACAAAAUGAAUUGUUAAACAUUCCUCAAUCAGCCAGCAUCAAUGCUGCUCUUAAGCCCCAAAAUGUUCUGCCUUCACCCUUUCCUGGAGCUCAAAAGCAACAGAGCCCUUGUAAAUCGAAAAGUCUUGGUGACUUAACCUCAGAAGAUAUCUCAUGCAAUUUUGAGAGCAAGUACAAAUACAUUAGUAGAGGUUUUAUUACAUCUGGUAUGAGAGACAAUAUGGUGGCCACUCUGAAGGCCAAGAAACCGUCAACUACAGACAUUCUGACUGAACAACUGCGAAAACUUGUGUCUUUUGAGCAAGAAGAGAGUUGCCAGUCAUUUUGUUCCAAACAAAAUGAUGAUUGCCCAAAAAUGCUGGUCAGAAAACUGUCAUCCAGAAGUCAGAGUAGAGUGAGAAAUAUUGCUAGCCGUGCCAAGGAACGACAAGAAGCCAAUAAACAAAAACCUUCUAAUGUUAGCAGUAAUGUAACAGACAUAGUCCUUCGAAAUAAGCCCCCAGUACCACCUCAUAUCAUCAAUAGGCAUUCUACUGGAUCUUAUAUAGCAAGCUAUCUAGAUAACUUCAACACAGAUGAGCUAGAACGCAGAGGGGUCCCAGAAGGUGCCUGCUCAUCUUUGCAUUUGGGGUACAGUGACCGGUUUUGUACAGAUGACUCUCUUUUAGAGACCAAGCCAAAUGAAAAUGACAAACCAGAAAUCUAUUUUCUCCUAAGACUAUAAAUUGUAAAAAUGUAUAUCUUCAUUGUUUACAAGCUUUCUCCCUGAAUGAAGGAUUAUCAGUAAGCAAUGCGUCCAUUAGCCUUUCAGUUACUCAGAUUUUUUUUUGGUAUGGCUUGAAUUGUGUAAUUAAUUAGUGUGUCCAUUCUGACAAAUGUUUAUGUAAAUAGAUGUGGCAAUAUGUCAUGUAGUUGUCUUUCUUUUUGAGAAUCUACAUAUUUGUUGCUUUCUACAUGAAGUGAAUUCUCCUGUCCAGUCUUUGCAAACUGUACCCAACAAAAUUUGGUACAGGUAUGAAAUGCCAAGCUUGCUGCAUUUUUGAACUUCUAAAGACUUUUAGAGUAAUUAUCACCCAUCAUAUGCCCUUUCCAGAUUAAAUAAAAUGUAAGAUAUCUUAAAUUUAAAUUUCAUACCGUCCAUAUUUAUUAGAUAAAUUUCCUACACUGAGGGGAAUUGAACGUUCUUUCAAAAAGUGCAUAAACUUUCAUUUUUACAAGUUUUGUAGUGUUUAUUUUAUUAACAAAUUAAUUUAUUAAUUUGUUGGAUUGUGUAUCCCAUUUCUUCUUCUUCUGUUGCUGCUGCUUUAUUUAUUUCAACUAGAGUCCCCAGAAAUCCAGUUCUUCCCUUAAUUGUUUUCAGCAAUACAAGUGUAAUUUAGUGUGGUUAAGGAAUUAUGUGACUUGUUUUCUCUAUCAUUUCUUUAUAGAUAUUUGAUUGUUUUGAUACCGCUAUGUUAGAGCACAGUAAAUCGUGGAUAUUGUCCCAAAGAAUAUCCUCUGGAGUGAUGUAAAGAUUUGUGCUUCUUUCAUUGGCUGUUUAAAUUAAGUGGUGCUGUGAUGUCAAAGAGCUCAUGAAUUCAAUUGUUUUCUGUUGUUGAUAAUGAGAUAAAAAGAAGAUCCAGCAAAGCAUUGACAAAGUUGCUUUGAAAAGCCUUGUUAUGCAAGCAAACACCUCUGCUCAAAGCAUUAAAGCAGCUGCAUCCUCUAGCACAGGGGUGUCAAAUUCGCUGCCCGUGGACCAGAUGUGUCAU